AUGUCGCGUCUCUUUGAAGACCACUCGCCAGAGACUGGGCACGAGCCCGAGCCAGAGUCCCUGACCUCCUCAAUCCUGUGGAUGCUUUUCGUACGCACUUCGGGCAUGCUCAUCGUCGCGGCCAUCAUGGGCCUCCUCAUCUACCGCCACCGUGGCCGCGACAACGACGACUACCCCGUGUGGCGCGCCGCGGCGCCGAGCGCGGUGCUCGACUCGUACGGCAUCGACCGCGAGUCCGUGAGCGUGAAGGAGGGCGACCUCAAGGGCCUCCUCUGCUCGCCCAACAAAGACAUCAGCACCCUCAAAGACCUCCUCCUGUACGCGGCGGACAAGCACAAGGGUGCGCGUGCGCUAGGGCAGAGGAAGUUGAUCAAGGAGCACAGGCAAAAGAAGGUCAUCAAUGGCGAGGAGAGGGAGUGGACGCUCUACGAGAAGAGCCCCUACGAGUGGCUCACCUACAGCCAAGUCCUCACCCAGGUCAAGCAGCUCUCGUGCGGCAUUCUCGCCCUCGGCAUCAGACCCCAACUGCCGGUGGCCACGGCCUACGCCAGUCUAGGCAAGAAGGGCCUCUCGCACGCGCUCUCCCAGACCGAGAGCCGAGCCCUCUUCACUCACGCCUCCCUCUUCAAGACUGUGCUGAAGAGCCUCAAGAAGUGCGAAACGCUCCAGUACGUGUUCUACGUAGGCGAACCGGAUGAGCAGGAGAUGAAGGAGCUCGAGCAGGCCCUCACCAAGCGGGUCCAGAAGGCCGUCGACAUCGAGACCCGCGUCCUCACCUUCGACAAGCUCAUCAAGAUCGGCAAGUACAACAUGAGCGAAGCGGUGGAGGACCCCAGCCCCGACGACAUUGCGCUGGUCAUGUACACGAGCGGGGCCACGGGCACGCCCAAGGGCGUCCUGCUUUCUCAUGCCAACUUUGUUGCCUCGGUGGCGGGCUAUGCCUCCGAUCUCGAGGGCAGCUUCGACCCCACCAUCGAUAAAUACCUGGCCUACCUGCCCCUGGCGCACGUCCUGGAGUUCACCGUGGAGCAAUUCGCCAUCUACCUGGGCAUUCCGAUUGGCUACGGCGUACGCCACCCUGGGACGGAGGAUACCGAUGCGGCGCAUGUGGGUCUGACGAACCCGCGCUCGCUGACGGACAGCAGCAUGAAGAACUGCAAGGGCGACGCCAAGGAGCUGCAGCCGACCAUCAUGGCCGGCGUGCCGGAGGUGUUCGAGCGCAUCAGGAAGACCGUCGAGGCCCAGGUCAACAAGCAGGGCCUCUUCGCCAAGUACCUCUUCCGCCUGGCCUACGCCUUCAGGAGCAAGCUCAUCGAGUACAGCACCAACGUCCCGUUCCUGGACCAGCUGGCGUUCAGGAAGGUGAAGCAGGAGCUGGGCGGCAAACUCAAUUUCGUGGCCUCUGGCGCUGCGCCCCUGUCCAAGAACAACCAGAUGUUCCUCCGCGCGGUUAUGGUACGAUGGCCAGCUCUCAACCGUGACAAGUCGUCGAUCUUUGCUCCGUUGCGCACCACUGACCCGCUCACCGAAACCGCGGGAGCGGGAACGCUGCAGGCCUACGACGACCCGACCUUCUCCAACGUGGGCCGUCCCAACAUGUGUUGCGAGAUCAAGCUCGUCGACGCGCCGAAGAUGGGCUACACCACGGACGACGAGGAGGGACCUGCUGGCGAAAUCCUUAUCCGCGGGCCCAACGUGUCGCGCGGCUACCUCAAGCUCGACGAUAAGACUAAGGAGGACUUCAAGAACGGUUGGUUCUCGACGGGCGACAUCGGUCGUUGGAUCGACGGCCGCCUGUACAUCGUCGACCGGAAGAAGAAUCUCGUCAAGCUCUCGUCCGGCGAAUACAUCGCGUUGGAGAAGCUGGAGACGCUGUACAAGGAGAGCAGCCUGGUGGAGAACGUCAUGAUCCACGCCGACACGGAGGAGAACGUACUCAUCGCCGUCGUGCAGCCGUCCAAGAAGGCCGGUGACGACGAGGACGCCUUCAAGAAGGAGUUCGAGGCCAUCGCCAAGAAGAACAGUUUGUCCAAGGUGGAGCGGAUCGGGCGUGUGAUUCUCGAUCCGGAGCCGUGGACGCCCGAGAACGGGCUGGUGACGGCCACGGCCAAGCUCAACCGCCAGGAGCUCGAGAAGAAGUUCGAGUCCCAGCUCGAAGGCGGUGGCAAGGGGAAGAAGAAGGGCGACGGCAAGGCCGGGAAGCAGGAGAGGUGA
This is a messenger RNA of Acanthamoeba castellanii str. Neff, 2214 nucleotides long. Its product is annotated as AMPbinding enzyme, putative. The transcript is spliced from 16 exons. The record is from RefSeq and is a predicted model, not a curated record. Gene Ontology annotation, biological process: long-chain fatty-acyl-CoA metabolic process; long-chain fatty acid metabolic process. Gene Ontology annotation, cellular component: endoplasmic reticulum; plasma membrane; lipid droplet. Bases 1 to 2214 code for a protein of 737 amino acids. NCBI's taxonomy places the organism in Eukaryota, Discosea, Longamoebia, Acanthamoebidae. Gene Ontology annotation, molecular function: long-chain fatty acid-CoA ligase activity.